AUUUCCCUUAACCUUAUGUAAGUCGCCUAAGCAAGCAACAUCAACUCUCUACAACGUAAUUAGUUAAUACAUAACUAACUACAACUACACUAAGGUUAGUACAUAGUAUCCAACCAUCCAUCGACGUGACAUUCAUCUACGUGACGUGUUUCAACUUCUUCAGCUACAAUUACGACUGGCUCACCCAAACAUCACAUCACCAAGAAAAUAAGAAGAAGCAGAAAGGAAAAAAGAAAAAAAACCAAAAAAUAGCAGAAAAAGAAGGGGAAAAAAAGGGCCCAUCUCUUCUUCUUUCUGUUUUGUGUACUAACCAAUUAUUUAUUCUUCUAGUCCCUCUUUUUCCAAGGAGAUACAAAAGAGAUACAAAAGAGAUACGCACUAUACCAGCCCAGCCCCAAUGUUCUCCGUUGGAAAUCUAUUCUGUAUUGGCUAAUUGUUGAUAAUACGAGGGAACAAGGGGGGUCGAGGCCAAACCAGCAUCAACAACUUCCGUUUUAUUGUUUUUAUUGUCAUCUUUGGUACAGAAUAGUUCUUGAAUGGUAGCUUUUUGUCAUAGAAUGGAAUGACCUCGAAAUCAGAUCAUUGAACCUCCCCACACCCACUACAUCCAUCACAUCCGUUAUAUUUAUCACUGCCAGCAUGCCUCGAAGUCGGCCAGCUACCACGGGCUAUGAACGCCUGGCACAGGCCGACCAGUUCAGCGACGAGUCCGACGAAGAUGUUUUAGCCCAAAGCUUCGCAUCCCUUCAACCUCAAUCCGCACCACGCUUUGCAUCUAACACCCAACCGAGGCCUCACUCAGGCAUGGCUUCCCCUAAGCCCGCUGCGCAGCCUAAAUACCGGCCGAAGCGAAUGCGAAGCAAUUCCGGUGUCGACCUGAAGGCCAUCAACGCCCGUUUAGAACGAUGGGCUGACGAGAUUGCUUCCAAGUUCAAAAGGGGGAAGGGAAGAGGAAGUCCGGGUGAGGAGGAACGUCUCGAGAUCCAUUAUAGCGUUUUCCAACCCCCCGAAGGCGUACGACCCGCCACCGCCGAGACUCUUGCCGCUUUACCUGAACCUGCCAUGUCCAGGGAUGAAUUCGAAGCUAUAGUGGAGAGCGUGCGUGUUGCUAUUGAUCAAGGCAUGCAUCCGAGCAUGAUUACCCAAGGGAGCUCGGGGAGUUAUUUCGCACGGAAUACCGAUGGUAAAAUAGUCGGUGUGUUUAAACCAAAAGAUGAGGAGCCCUAUGCAGCAGGAAAUCCAAAGUGGAACAAAUGGAUUCACCGAAAUCUGUUCCCCUGCUGUUUUGGCCGCGCAUGUUUGAUUCCUAAUCUCUCGUACGUGAGCGAGGCGGCGGCGUACGUCCUCGACCGCCAACUCCGUACCCACAUCGUCCCCUACACCGACGUCAUUUACCUGUCGUCCAAAUCAUUCCACUACCCCUAUUGGGAUCGCCGGAGCUUUUAUAGAAAAAAGAAGCCUCUCCCCGAGAAACCGGGGAGUUUUCAGGUUUUUCUCAAGGGGUUCAAGGAUGCUAAUGUGUUCUUGAGAGAACAUCCUUGGCCUGACCAGUACUGGUCCAGCUUCCGUUCAAACGACACUCACAGGCACAAACAGAAGAAAUGGGCUGAUAGCUGCCGCCCGUCCACUAGGAAUACACGCGCAGAUGAUAGUGAAAGUGAAGAUGAACAAACUACCGCGGGACAACGGCCUCUUGGGCCGGAUAAUUUCAUGUGGACCGAGUCGUUAAAACAGGCAUUCCGGGAACAGCUCGAGAAGCUCGUAAUAUUGGACUACAUUAUGCGGAAUACCGAUAGAGGUCUUGACAACUGGAUGGUCAAAGUUGACUGGCAAACUCAAGAAGUCUCCAUUGCUUCUGAGCCCCCACAGCUUAAUUUGGACAUGCCGGACGAAGAUAACGAGCAGCCUCCAAGGCCCGUAGAUAUAUCAAUGAGGAACAAGUCUAGGAGUCCUAAUCCUUAUAAGGCGCAAAAGCCUAUGAACGCGGCUCGUACGAGUAAGGUCCCCGAUCCUAAGAUAUCGCUCGGAGCAAUCGAUAAUUCUCUGUCAUGGCCAUGGAAGCAUCCAGAUGCGUGGCGAAGCUUUCCGUUUGGUUGGUUAUUUCUACCCGUUGAUCUCAUCGGACGACCAUUCUCCCAGAAAACCCGGGAUCACUUCCUCCCACUCCUCACAUCUACUCAGUGGUGGAGCCAAACUUCUCUGGAGCUACGGAAGGUAUUCCAGAUUGACCCCGAUUUCCAAGAGAAGAUGUUCUCCCGUCAAAUGGCGGUAAUGAAGGGUCAAGCUUGGAACGUGGUUGAGACGCUUAAAACCCCAGAUCAUGGUCCGUUAGAGCUUACAAGGCGUGCCAGGGUAUGUGUAUGGGAUGAUCUGGUAGAGGUGCCCGUGGCCGUACCCAUGCGCGUCACAUCGUCUGAGAUGCGCCGCAAGGCGGAGCAAGAGGUCCACAGCGCCAUCGAGGAGGAGAUGGAUAUCGGUGCGGCCAACUCGUCCUCAGCACCUGCCCAACGCGUGGAUGAUCUCCUUGGCUUUUCUAGUCCCUUACCGAAUCCUGGACGCUUCGAACUAGCUAGCUCCCACGAGCAGUCACCAGAUCGGACCGAACCGGCUUCUGCAGACUACACGCCCAAUGGCGUAGCUCAAAAUCCCUUCGAUGUCCUGUCGGCAACGGAGUCGCCCAACGCUUCACGUCCAAAAGGGUCUCGUGGCCCGAGGUCGAGCUACCAGGGUCCGGCGCGAUCCCAGAUCAGUAUGUAUGCACCACAUAAGGAGCGCAGGUACUCGUUCGCGACGGGUGUGACCAACUCACGAAAUAACAACUCGAUCGCCGCCAAGUUAUAUGGCAAUGGCUACGACGAUGAGGAGGAUGACAUGGAGGGGGACCUAGGUUACGCGGCGGCGGAGACGAUGGACGGGAAUAGACGGAAGGUAAUUGUGGAGCGGCUAGAGACCGUCAAGGCUAGAAAUCCCGUGUUCACUUGGUGCUAAAGGCCUAGGAUAACGAAUAAGAACGAGGCCUGUGAGGAGAGAAAUCCUCUCACGAAUGUACGACGCCUGCGCUGCUCAACAUGCAUACCUAUACUCGGCUCCUCCCGGCGCCUUAUUAGGUACCUACCUACCUUGAGCAGAAUAAUGAUCGCGUACGCUACGAAGUUAAUAGAAAGACGACCUGGUUUUUUGAGUUUUUUUUUGGUCCGCUUGUUUGCUUUUUGGAACAUUGAAUUGCAUAGCCUAAGGGUAGAAGGAACACUAGGACCGGUUACCAUUGAAGUGUACAACACAGAAAGAAAAAGACAGUCAUAAUAAUUACGAUACAUACAACUUACCUACUUGCUGGGUAGCAAAAACAUGGCAUUGUGUGACCUGGAAUCUAGGUAUGAAUCUAUGCUACGCACGUACACUCACUUAAGGUUACCUACUUGCCUGCCUACCUACCUACCUACCAAC
This is a messenger RNA of Hypoxylon fragiforme, 3447 nucleotides long. Its product is annotated as phosphatidylinositol 3 and 4-kinase-domain-containing protein. The record is from RefSeq and is a predicted model, not a curated record. The coding region runs from base 640 to 2988 and encodes 782 amino acids. Lineage: Eukaryota; Fungi; Ascomycota; Sordariomycetes; Xylariales; Hypoxylaceae. Gene Ontology annotation, cellular component: trans-Golgi network; endosome; fungal-type vacuole membrane. The transcript is spliced from 3 exons. Gene Ontology annotation, molecular function: 1-phosphatidylinositol 4-kinase activity. Gene Ontology annotation, biological process: Golgi organization; endosome organization; phosphatidylinositol phosphate biosynthetic process.